CAAUGAAGGUUUGUCACAGGGGACUCACGUGGACGAGGCGCUCUUAAAACCUAGCUCCUGACUUUUCCUCAAGUUCAAUUUUUUGGGAUUCCCUCCCACCUCAUCACAUAUCGUCCUUUUACUUCCAAGUUGUGACUAUUUAACCCAGUUUACCUCUCAUUUUUUCGCUUCUGCGGCGCGCAUCACCGUCCCGCGUCUUCCGUCGCUUCCUCUUGCGCUGCUUUCUUUUCUUGCUGCAGCUCUCGGACUCCCCUCUCUCUCUCUCUCUCUCUCUCCCCCUCUCUCUCUCUCACUCUCUCCGCUUCGCGUUUUUAAGGCUUUUCUUGUUUGCCUAAAAGAAUGCGAACAGUUUCCAUGCGUUGUCUGUGCGGCCACAUGACGAGCUGCCCUCUGCGUUUUCGUCCGGUCCUCUGUGAGGUCUGCCGCGCCUGAACCUGUCCAUGGUGCUGAAACACAUUUUUCCCGAACACACCGGCGCGCUGCUGCUGCUGCUGCUUCUCCUCCUCUGAUAUCCAGAAAUAGUUAUUAUUUCUGCAUCUUUUCGUGGUCUGCAGGUGAGGUAAUUUCAGCAAUAACUGGUUCGUCUUCCCGGCGAUGUUUCUGAACUCUAAACAGAGGGAGUUUGUCCUGAAGGAAGCCCAAAGAUUCGAUUCUGACUUUGCCAAAUAGACUACAGCGGCUGCAUCGAUUUCAGGAGCAAUCCUCUUUUUAGACUUGCCAAAAACAAACAAGCAAACAAAAAAGAAACAAACAAUUAAAAAAACUGAAAAUCGGAUGCGUGGACGAUUGUUGUAACGCAACUCAGCCUGGAGAUAUUUUGUGUUUGAAGAACCAGUUGGGUAACUGGAAGUAGCGGAUGAAUAAUCUUUAUUUGUAACGUAUCCAGAAACAUUUUUUCUUGCUGCGGGGAGGGGGGUCUCUUCUUCUGGUGGAUCAACUGAGACUUUAACAACCCCCUUCCAACCCUAAAAAUAAAACUUGUCCUGAAUACCAAAUGGUAGUUUGAGGAGGCCUCGAUCAAGACAAUGGAGGCGUCCGCCAACGGAUCCAGUUUUGGCAUCGACUCGCUGCUGUCCCACAGGCCUGGAAGUCCGGUGUCCAAAGGGGACAGCCUGGUGGGGGAGUGCCGCUCGCCUCUGGAGUUCAGCCCGAGAUCAGACGUGGAGAGCGGCUGCUCGUCGCCUCCAUCGCCGAGGAGGGAGUGCGUGGAUGAGGUGGCUCAGAGGCAAAGUCACGGCGUCGGCCUGCCGCCGCACCUCCAGCACGCGCAGAUAUCGGCGGGGUCGCAACAGAGGACCGUGACCUCGUCCUUCCUCAUCAGAGAUAUUCUCGCGGACUGUAAGCCUCUGGCUGCCUGCGCGCCCUACUCCAGCAAUGGACAGCCGACUCAGGAGGCGGGGAGGUUGGCGUCGAAGAUAGCGGACGACUAUAUGGAGAAAAUCCACAGCAACUCGUCGUCAGACAGCGAAUAUAAAGUGAAAGAGGAGGGGGACAGGGAGAUCUCCAGCAGUAGAGACAGCCCUCAGGUCCGGCUGAAGAAGCCCAGGAAGGCCCGGACGGCCUUCACGGACCACCAGCUGGCCCAGUUGGAGCGCAGCUUCGAGCGGCAGAAGUACCUGAGCGUCCAGGACCGCAUGGAGCUGGCGGCUUCCCUCAACCUUACCGACACACAGGUCAAGACCUGGUACCAGAACCGGAGGACAAAGUGGAAGAGGCAGACAGCGGUGGGGCUCGAGCUGCUGGCGGAAGCAGGAAACUACUCGGCCCUACAGAGGAUGUUCCCAUCCCCGUACUUCUACCCGCAGAGCCUGGUGUCAAACCUGGACCCGGGAGCAGCCCUCUAUCUCUACAGGGGCCCCUCGGCGCCCCCGCCGGCCCUGCAGAGACCCCUGGUCCCGCGGAUCCUGCUGCACGGCCUGCAGGGGGGCAGCGAGCCGCCCCCUCCGCCGCCUCCUCUGCCCCCCAUGUCCGGCGUGCUUCCCCGGCCGGCUCAGCAGCGGUGAGCCGGCCCCUGCAGAGUUUGGGGUUGUUUUGUUUUUUUUUUUGCUUUUUUUUUUUUUUUUUUUUUUAAU
Molecule: messenger RNA, 2072 nt
Organism: Scatophagus argus
Lineage: Eukaryota; Metazoa; Chordata; Actinopteri; Scatophagidae
Gene: barhl1b
Product: BarH-like homeobox 1b
Exons: 3
Coding region: 1026-2003 (325 amino acids)
Biological process (GO): regulation of transcription by RNA polymerase II
Cellular component (GO): nucleus
Molecular function (GO): RNA polymerase II transcription regulatory region sequence-specific DNA binding; DNA-binding transcription factor activity, RNA polymerase II-specific
Source: RefSeq, a predicted model, not a curated record